AGGCAAAAUUAUGCAUAAUGAAGGGAACCGGGCGGAGAGAAUGAGAGGAACACAGUGUACGGUAUUCAGCGCGUUUGAGAUUCAAGCGUUUAUGGCGAAGGUCAGCUUGAGUUGAGGAGAUGAGUUGAAGAAAUCAAACGUUCAUGGUCACUGGUCGUUGUUGUAGAGCUACAUCGUAAGAAAUCUUCACGCGUUUAUAGUCACAUUUUUUAAGACGUAUCGUAGACGUUGUGGUUGCCGGCAUAAGGAUCUCAUCAACAGAGAGAAGGGUUUAUGCAGAGUUGAGGAAUCUGUCGAUAAUGUGGUACAAGGUUUGCUGUUUCUUGUUCAAGAAGAAGGUAAUCGAAGCUAGAGGUUGUGAGGCCACAGGUAUAAUUGUCGUCUACGAAGUGACAAUUAUCCUCAAGGUUGUCAACCUUUCGAAUGUUUUGAGACGAGGGAUUGUGCCCUUGGAUUCAAAAUAUAAUACCCAGCUCUUGUUAGAAGCCAUCUAUUGAUGCAAUUGAUUUGUUGAGUCACUUGAUUGACUUUCAGUGUUCGAGAAUGCACUCUUUGUGUACUCGUUCUCUUCCUUCUUCUUUAAAAAACAUAGUAUGAUGUGGCAACUUACUUAGUCUCCGACUUCAGAUCGUAGUAGCUGUUGAAAGUUUUGAGGAUACGAUAUUGUUCUCAUUCAGAGAACUUGGAAGGUCGUAGAUGGCGGAGAUGGUCAAGCAGUGGAAGUCCAGCACACGCCAAUAUAGAUGUGAAUGAAAUUUCAUGACACGCGUAUUGUUCGCAGAUGUUAUCAGCAACUUUCAAAAUCAAGAUCCAUUCUUGUGGGCCGCAACUUGACAGUCGAGAGCGCUGAGAAUGUGCUGAAUAAUCAGUUUGUGUAUGAACUUUCUAUGAACAGUUGUAUAAUGUACUUUAUCCCAGAUACAGACAAGGUCAGUCCUUCGUAUCAGUUACAUUCAUCUCUAGCUUGGAGCUUGGUAAAGUGAUUCGCAACUAGGAUUGGGUUGGAAAGAAAACUUGAACAGUUUUGAAUCGGCAUGCUCAUGUACAAAUCUUAAGUGCCCCAGAAGUCUGAUACUAUCUUGUGAGCUUAAAUUCUGUUAAGCUCCCAAUUUAGAGCAUCGACCUGGAAUUUUUGAUACAGGAGAAGAGAAGGUGGGAUCAACGCGACUGGGCGGUAUAUCGUCCGUCAUUCCAGGUCGGUUACAGAUGAUGAGGACUUGUAUAAUCAAGCAGGCGCACUAUAUAGUGGCUGGUUCUCUUUAAACAAUUUGGGACGAGGGACUGAGCCCUCAUAUUGAGAAUAGAAUGCCCAGGCCUCGGCGUUUAGGGUCGUCCUCUUCAUUGAAUCGAUCUUUAUCAAGGUUAUCGUCAUCAACGUCUUUUUCUUCGCGGCAGUCAAAUUCAAGAAUCUACUUAUUUCUUAUCGCUGGAGGUUUACUCUUGUUUUCCAGCGUUGCUUUCUUGCAAAUUUAUCUGCUGAGGGCUCCACAAGGCUCCAAACUCAGUCCUCUCGAGAAUGGAAAAUCAGAUGAGAGCAUUGGAGCUGAGCAGGCUUGGUGGAAGGAGGACACCAGCGUAAGAAAUAGCGUUAAUUUGGAUGUGAGGACUAAUAAAGUAAGAGCGGGUGACAAGGACAAGGUCGGAAGAAAAAUGGGCAUUGGAGAAGGUGAAGAAGGAGAAAAUAGCGAUGAGGACAUGGAGGUUGAAGAAGAAAUGGGAGACGAAGGGGAUGAAGACGAAGAUGUUGAUCAAGACCGGUUCGAUAUUGAUCUAGAUGACAGAGUGCUCGAAGACGAGACUGAAGACCUCGACGACACGCAUCUGGAAGUUCUUGCAGAAAUGUCGAAUGAAGACUCUGCUGAACGUGACACAGAUGAGAUAGAUACUCGAAGAAAAUCUGGACAUACUGCUGUAGAUAAUCCAGUUUCGUCUGCGGCAAUUAAUCGGGGAAUUGAAAGAGUGGCUUCUGUUAAGUCACCUGAUGGUACUCUUGUAAAUAUGGAGAAAGGUAUUAGUGUUUUUAAGGACAAGGAUGAAGGGAACCGGGGAGGGCACGAUUCUAAACGGGACGACAAGACGGCUAAGGCAAGUGCCAUUCCGGAUUGGGUCCUUGAUAGCAAUUUAGAUAACCGGCAAAGAGGAAGGGUCGAUAUUUUCGAGGAAGGUUCUCAUAGAGAUCCAGUGAAGGAUCUGGAGAAGAAGAAGAGGUCAUUCCUUUGGGAUCACACUGUAGGUGUCAGAAAGAAGCCUUCUGUGGGCACAGAAGGAACAAAGGACUUGACAGGCAUAUUCAAACCUGGUGAAAAUGUGACCAGCAAGCAUCCUGUUGCUGCAGGGGAUGAUGGUGCAGCGAAAGUGGCUGUGCUGCAACUGAUGGGGUUCAAGGAGGUUGUUCAGAACUGGAAAGAGAGGUUUAACAGCGAUGAUGAGUUGAUAGAUGACAACGUUCAGCAACGCCUUGAAGGUGUGCGUGAGAUUGAGGAUGCCUUGUUGCUGAAUGGGGAUGGAACACCAGACCACAAACCAAUUCCCUCAAAGAAGUUUGGUGUAAUCCUGAAGAAGGGGAGAGGUGCAUUCGACCCUAUGAAUCCUGCUAACAAUCCCAUGCUACAAGAUCCUGACACGACUCCGGGAACUUGGAUGACGAAGAGUGACAAACAGAUGUUGCGAGCUAUGAGAGGGUAUCACCUACGUAGUCGCGGGCAGCAACCGAAGGUUCUCUUGAGAGGUAGCGUCUCUGAAAUUGUCACUACGGCAGUUUCUGAAGUGGACACACAAGCUUUAGCAGUCAAUGUUUUGAGUGGGUCAAAGGAGGAGAAGGGAGGCAACAGCGAGGCUGUGCCAGCUGAAAUGAGAGAUUUACGUGAUUCUGGAAAGAUAAAUAGCGCGGGUGAGGACGUUGGUGAAGGGCGGAAUAGAAUAGCCGAGUCGUCUCAUUCGAAUGCUACCGUUUCUGUGUUCGAUACUCCAGCCAUUGAAUCGAAGUCUUUGGAAACGAGUUCCCAAAGCAAAGGAGAUGAUAAGCAAUGGGUAUCUCAUGCAGGAAUAAAAUCCUCUCAAUCUUCGAGUAUGAUUGAAACUUUCUUGGGGCAAGAGAGCUGCUCAUUGAAUGUCUUUAUGGCUUGGACUACCUCUGCGUGGGGCUUCACCGCUAGACACGAACGGGUGUUGGAGAGCCUUUUUCGGUUUCACCGGAAUGCUUGUGUGGUCAUUUUCUCUGAAUCGUUUGAGUUAGACCAUUUCAAGAGCUUCAUCAAAGAAGGGUACAAGGUGAUUGUAGUGCGACCAAAUCUGCACGAGCUUCUGGCAGACACCCCAUCUGAUGCUUUCGCUGCUAUCUUGCCAAAAUGGAGGGAAAAACCUUUGUUUUACUUGCAUUACACUGAGCUUUUAAGAUUGGCUGCCCUCUACAAAUUUGGAGGAGUAUACCUAGAUAUGGAUGUGAUUGUCUUGAGAGCCUUAGACAGUCUACACAAUACUGUGGGUACAGAGCUUACUAGCAAUGGAGAGCUGCGACUUAAUGGUGCUAUUCUGGUCUUUGAUAAAUCCAGUCUAUAUUUGAAGAAGUGCAUGGAGGAGUUCACAAACACAUAUAAUGAGACAUUGAUUCAGUGGAAUGGAGCAGAUCUUUUGACACGAGUUGCUAAUUCUACUGUUCUUGAAAACGGUAGCACGUGGAGACAGUUCCCUGAUCUUUUGAACGUUCAGGGGCCAUUUUCUUUCUUCCCUCUGGAUUCAAGUCGAAUCUCAAAAUUCUUUGCAGCACCAGAAGAUUCCAUUCAAAAACAACGGCAAAUGAAGCUGCUGACCAGGAUUUAUGAAGAGGCAUAUACUGUCCAUCUUUGGAACAGUUUGACAUCGAACCUGGUUCCAGAGAUAAACAGUCUUGUAGAAAUCAUUUUGAGUCGAUCUUGUCUGCGAUGCAAGGAUGCUGUAUGAUAUCCUGUCUUGGAUAGUUUUUAACCCGGCAGACUUUUUAAAAUGAUGUGUGUAAUAUACGCACUAAUAGCACUCUCGCAUCUUUUCUCCAUUCCAAUUGAACCUAGCCGUGAGGGCGUUGUCUAAGAUUUUAAUUGGACUGCUGAAUCGUGUGGACCUGUGGUUGAGUGGAAGGAAAAUUAUAUAGCUGAGUUCUUAUGUAUGAUCUUAAGGUAGGUGCUCUGGAGCAGUUUUGAUGCUAGUACUAUCAUAUGUCAUAGAUUUUCCAGCUAAACUGGAAACAAACGUGGGAUAGCCUCCCUUUGAUCCGUUUUCAACAUACAGGAUUAUAAAAUUGAGAAUUUAAUUUUUACAAGA
Physcomitrium patens is the source of this 4296-nucleotide messenger RNA. The record is from RefSeq and is a predicted model, not a curated record. Lineage: Eukaryota; Viridiplantae; Streptophyta; Bryopsida; Funariales; Funariaceae.